UCGCUUCACUGCGGAGGAACGCGGCCACACAGAGACACAGACACGCAGCGCUGCUGAGUGACCAUGCGCGGAGAAGCUUCUCGGAGAAAGCGCUGUCUGCUCUUAGGAGUGGUGGUGGUGGUCGUGGUGGUCGCGGUCCUCGCGGUUGUGUUGGGACUAACUCUGAAUCGCUCCAGUGACCAUCUGAGGAGCACCGUGAUCGGCAGAUGUGAAACGUUCCUAAAGAAAAACACCGACGUGUCUCGAGUGAAUGACUGUGAGAGAAUCUGGGGGGCGUUCGAGGAGGCCUACGUGGGGAAGGAUCCAUGUGAUGUUCCUGCUGAGGCAUACAACCCUCUAAUAAUUUCAGUUACAGAGCACGUCAUCUGUAACACUAUGUUGUUCUGGAGCAAAACGAAAGCUAUGGUUCACGCAUUUACGGACAACAGAGAAUGCCUGGUGACUUUGGAGGACACGCUGCUCGGGUUCAUAUUUGAUGAACUGACUUGGUGCAGCAAAAAUGGCAGCAAAGAAACCUUCACUACAGGCUGUCCUGGUUGGUCAGAGUGUCAGAACAACCCAGUGCGCUCUUUCUGGAUGAGGGCAUCUGCUAACUUUGCAGCAACAUCAUGUGGGAAUGUGUCUGCAAUGCUCAAUGGAUCCCUGGAAUCCCCGUUCAGCUCCACCAGUGUGUUUGGAAGCGUAGAAGUGAAGAGUUUGGCCCCAGAUAAAGUGGGUAGUUUGACCGUCUUACUCGUCACCAAGGAAACAGACACGACCACGUGUGCCAGUUCUUCAUUCCAGAGUCUACGAAGUGCUUUGGAUCCUAAGAUUGCAUACAACUGCAGACAAGUUCCUUAUGACCAAGUUGAAAACUGCAUUUCUGAUCCCGAGAUUCCAUGCAGCGAUUGCUUAUGAGACUUCGCUCAGCAUCCAGAGAGAACUCCAGGAGAUCAGGCCCGGUCAGGAGUCCUGCAGCUGAACAUUAUCUUUCAGCGUACGACAGCCGAACCUUUGCUAAAGAAGGAUAUCUGAACACUGGGCUAAUUCUACAGCAUCCAACACUCACAAAACUACUGCAUAAACAGUUCUAACAGUGUGUUUUGUACUUUCUUUAUAUAAUGUCAGUUUUUGGACUGUGACCUUAGAUAUGCCUGGGUAAAAUUGAUUUUAUUUUUUGCCAUAUAAUAAGCCCUGUAUAGUGUAAGGAACUGUGAAAUAUAAACAUUUGUUAAUUAUAACAUGUCAGUAUUAUCUAACUCAGGGGCGUAGUUAUGGGUAGGCCCAGACUGAUCACAUAUCUAUCCAAACAAAUGGACAAACAAUAUAUAAGUAUAAGAAUAUAUUUCAAAAUAAUGAAAUUCGACUUGUUUUCUGUGAUUGCUGUCACUGUAUUAUAGUCAAUCAAACCCUCCAGUCACUGCACAUUAACCGUUGCUGUCUGCCAUUGCCUCAUGCCUUCAGUUCAUUAUCUGUGUGCCAGUGUUUAAAUCUGAAGCUCCAGUUGUGGUUAAAAGAUAACUGGGGAUUUUUAAAACAUGAGAUUCUGUCCUGUAGAGUGUGUCGAUUUCUACCCUUCCAAAGCCAAAAACAAAGGUUGUCAGUUUUCUGUUGUCAGUUUUUCUACAAAGACUGAAAUCUGAUUUAACUUCAGUGAAUCAAAGGUAAGACAUAAAUGCCAUAAUGUUCUUCAUGCCUGCAGUGGUGAUAUGUUGGUGGCUCUGAUGAUAGGUUUAGGUUUUUAAGUCUGUCUUCCAUCGUGUUUGCAUGUCUCAACUGUCUGAUUUUAUUUCAGUUAUCUCAUGAUCUUCUGGUCUGCCUGCCAUGGCAGUUUAGCCCAGGAUGAAUAGUCUUGGGUUUUGAAGUCUGCUGUGUUCUUUUUUCCCCGUCUUUAUUCAUUUCAGCUGUUUGAUUUUAAAUUAAUGUUGGUUAUGUUGUGUUUUUUUGCAGACGUGCCUGUGUUUAGCAGACACGUGCCUUAUGUACUUCACAGUAAAAGGUGAUGCAGUUUUGUGUAUAUGUGAAUGCAGGAUUCUGAUUGACUGCCAGAAUGCAGUGAAAUGUCCUCAGGGUGGUAGUGUUGAAAUAAACAAGGUGUCUGCUGUCAUCAAUAA
Molecule: messenger RNA, 2093 nt
Organism: Colossoma macropomum (tambaqui)
Lineage: Eukaryota; Metazoa; Chordata; Actinopteri; Characiformes; Serrasalmidae
Product: ADP-ribosyl cyclase/cyclic ADP-ribose hydrolase 1-like
Exons: 8
Coding region: 64-897 (277 amino acids)
Biological process (GO): positive regulation of B cell proliferation
Cellular component (GO): plasma membrane
Molecular function (GO): NAD+ nucleosidase activity; phosphorus-oxygen lyase activity
Source: RefSeq, a predicted model, not a curated record